This is a messenger RNA of Prunus armeniaca (apricot), 777 nucleotides long. NCBI's taxonomy places the organism in Eukaryota, Viridiplantae, Streptophyta, Magnoliopsida, Rosales, Rosaceae. The record is from the annotation of a GenBank genome assembly.
AUGCAUCAACGGCGAGGCGUAGGAAGGCAUGCGCUCUGUCAUGUGAGGCGUGAGCUUCGCGAGGAAUUUGGGUUACCUUUGGGUUUUAAUGAAGCUCGUCCUCCUCUGUCGUAUUUGGGCUGCACUUUCGAAAUAGGUUGUGCCGCCGAUGUAUAUGCAAGAUGUUUGAAUUUAGAAUUAGUCAGUUUCUAUUGUGCCAGUUGUGCUAACGGGUGGGUAAAUCUUUGUAAAUCAUAUUUGGUAGAGGCACGGUGGUUUUACGGAGGAUACACGCCAACAUUACAAGAGUACUUAGACAACGCAUGGACUUCAGUGGGUGGCCCUGGUGCUCUUCUCCAUACUUAUUUGUUGCAAGGAUUAGGAAGCCACCUCACAAAAACUUCACUUGAGUCCUUUAAGCAUGGCUCUGAAAUUGUAUAUUGGUCAUCCCUCAUGACUCGACUUAGCGAUGAUUUGGGCACUUCCAAGGCUGAAAGUGAGAGAGGUGAUGUGGCUAAAGCCGUAGAAUGUUACAUGGAAGAAAAAGGCACAUCUGAGGAAGAAGCACAGCACUACAUAAACGAUUUGAUAUGCUAUUCAUGGAAGAAAAUGAAUGAGGAGAGUGCAAAAACUAGCAGGAUACCAAAAUCAGUUGUAAAAAUGUCACUCAAUAUGGCGCGGACUGCUCACUCUAUCUUUCAACAUGGCGAUGGUAUUGGAACUUCAAUUGGGGUCACCAAAGAUCGUUUAAUUUCUUUGAUUGCAAAUCCUAUUCCUAUAUAUCAUGAACCCAAGUGA